This is a messenger RNA of Malus domestica (apple), 477 nucleotides long. The record is from RefSeq and is a predicted model, not a curated record. NCBI's taxonomy places the organism in Eukaryota, Viridiplantae, Streptophyta, Magnoliopsida, Rosales, Rosaceae.
UUCUUUUCGGACUUCGCAGAUAAGCUGUUUUAGCCUCAACUACCGUUGGAUUUCAAACCACCUCCGGAGAAGAAAAAGUGCCCACCUUUGACAGAGGCAAAUCAGAAUAGGAUAGUUGAAGCUGGUGGUCUUACUUCCUUGCUGAUGCUUUUUAGAAGCCUUGAGGACGAAGCAGUUUGAAGAGUGGCAGCUGGUGCCAUUACGAAUCUUGCAAUGAAUGAAGUCAAUCAAGAAAUUAUAAUGCAAGAAUGUGGGAUUAGUUUGUUAACAACGACAGCCGCUGAAGCUGAUGAUGCUCAAACCCUAUGCAUGAUUGCUGGAGCUAUUGCUAAUUUAUGCGGCAAUGAUAAGCUACAAAUGAAGCUAAGGUCUGAAGGUGGUAUUAAGGCGUUGCUAGGAAUUGUGAGGUGUGGGAAUCCUGAUGUUCUUUCCCAAGUGGCACGUGGAAUAGCUAACUUUGCAAAAUGUGAAUCAUGA